Lachancea meyersii CBS 8951 is the source of this 4155-nucleotide messenger RNA. The record is from the annotation of a GenBank genome assembly. Lineage: Eukaryota; Fungi; Ascomycota; Saccharomycetes; Saccharomycetales; Saccharomycetaceae.
AUGAGCGCUGAUGAUGCUCCUCUAGAUGGUACUCACGGGCAAAGUGUUUUCAGCGAAGAAGAAUACUACCCAACGCCCAGUGAGUCGAAGCUAAGCUAUGCACAACGAAACAACAAUGGACUCAUCAUCAAGACUGAUAUGCAUGCUUUGAUUGUGAAACUUACUUCACCAGUCGACGCAAUUGAGUAUAUGUUUCUCUCGGAUUUUUUCCUCUCAUACCGCAAAUUUCUGAGUCCAACUGAGCUACUAGACCUACUGGAAUGCAGACUGCAGUGGGCUUUUGACGAAUGCAUGUGUGGUGACGCUUUUCGCGAAAAAAUCGGCCAGAUCGCUUCGGUGCGUACGUUUGUGGUGUUCAGACACUGGAUUCUCAACUAUUUUGCCCAGGAUUUUCUCACAAACACGGCGCUGAGAUGCCGAUUUGUCAAAGUCAUCAACUCGCUGCGCUGGGAUAAAUCGAAACCUGUUCCAAAACUCAUCCAGGGAAUUGUCGUCACUAUCAAGAAGUCGUGGGUCACCUGCUUGAAGCUCAUGUGGGAAGAUAUCGCGCCCGAGUUCUCACCGUCUAACAGUGCUAAAUGGCUCGAAUUCGAAAUUCGCGACAUCUCGCAGAAACCCACCUCUGGCGAUGAGGUCAAGAGACUAAGUUUUUACGCGCUUCAAAGCUCGCAGAAUCCAGAGUUUCGAAAUAGAAGCGUGCUCUCGUUGUAUGUGGAUAAAGAAAACUUUCAACUUCCCGAAAACCUCGCCUAUUCGAGUGGCAACGCGAGCUCCAAAAUUAGGCAGCGAACAGCUAGCAUGUUUCUGUUUCCGCGAGACUACUCAUCUACCGUCAGUGUAGGAGCCACUGAUAAUAAGUCUUCAGAGCAUGAAAAAGUAGGUUUCGUGAUUCCAAAAACCGACAGCGUCACCGAGGUCAUCAAAGACUUGCACUGUCCAACAAAUCCUUCUGUUGACAAGCUAAUCCCCCCAACACCAGCUAAAAACAUUGAGGUCAUUCUCAGGUCUUCAUAUCUGCCGUCAAAGGGGCUCACCAACAGCGAAGAACCACGUAAGAAAGACAGCACAGGGUUGAUCGGUUUACUCUCAAAAUGGAAGCGUAAUCAUCACACAAGAUUAGCCACGCCGCAAGCGAGGCAUCAGGCGCCCAGUUUCGAAAUUGAAAAUUUCAUCAAAUUGGUGUUUUCCAUCACAUCGUUGGAAAGUAAAAGUGACGAUGACAUGCAAAAACUACUCACUGCUCAAGCUCCUAAAUUUGAUAUUUUGAGUGCAAGAACCAUUGAUGAAGUGGAGUUUUUCAUUGCCAAGGAAAAUGAGCUGUUAUCCAAGAUUCCCCGCCAUGGAAGCUUUUUCGAACUACAAAGAGAAGCUCGUCGCGGCCCUAAAAGUGCCGUACGAGAAGGUGUGAGCGCUAUGGACAAUUUAAAUCUUUACAAAACGGUAAGUUUCCUUGCAUCUUCAGUCAUUUCACUUUCGAAAACGUUACAAAGUCAGCAGAUCACUUCUCCAUCAUACGCUGCAUUUGAAAGGCGGCGCGUGAAUAGUGCGGAUGCUUCCCUAAAAAACAAUGGCACAUCAGGAAAAGCAGUCAUCAUCCGCUCAAGCACAAGAUCCCCAGUGGCUGCCAAUGAUGGUCCUCGCAAAUUGGUCUUCCACGGACAAGAGAACAAAUCAGCUAAGACCAUUGGUGUACAUCAACAAAUCACUUCUGCCAAUUCCCUACCUCUAGUUGGAGCUGGCAGUUGUUCUACGCCAAAUCUAGUAAACUCGAAUGAGCAAUCCUCUCAGGAGACGAUUGCGAAGGGACUUGGCAGAAAUUCGCCCGGGAAGCUCUUGCGUUUAUCUGCAAGCAUUGUUGAAGCAGAUGAUACAAAUUCCGAGCCUGAUCAAAGCGUUUCCACUGAGAAAAGUUUUCUCAGGACUCGAGAAGAGGCCCCUACCUCGCCAAUUAUAAAGAGAAAAGAGGGCCUGCAAAAUCUAAGAGAAUUCAACUUCGAGGAAACCUUGGAGCACAAUGAUACCGCGCCAACAUUAUAUCGCGACAACACCGCAUUACCUGAGGUCAGAAAGGACUCUCUGGAAGAGGCGCCUCGCGAAAGUGGUGCCCAGACAUAUGCCGAUGAAGACAACUCAAGUUUUUUCACCUCUCAUGACGACAUAAGUAUACGGGAUGAUACAAAGCACUUUACCCCAGCUUCUUCAGUUGCGCACAGAUCAGUCACUAACACAAGUGGGCGGAUCAGCCUACUAGGAACUAGAAACCAGAGAGCUAGUCAAAUAAAACCUGCGGCACAGCUCAGCAAUGUGAUGAAGGACGACUCUUUCAUGAAGCUCGAUGGUGAACUUUUAAACAAUCAAGAGGAAAUACGGCAUUUGGAGCAAAGAACAUCGAUGUUUCAAAUUGACAACGAAAAUCAAGGGUUUGCAAAGGUAUCACAGGCAUCUUUGAUUUCUUCAGUACCAACAGACCAGCUCUACGCUUCUAGAAACGCUAGCCCAAACAAAAAGAAUGACACCAAUUCUGUGGACAAUGAGACGUUUGCCGCUAAUCAAAAGCUUAUUUGCUUAACCUCGAUACCAAGUAUACAUUCUAUUGUGAGUGGUGACUCCUUCUCUACUUCCCACACAAUGGGUACAUUUGGAAAACACUCAACUAGCAGUAGAAUUGAAAGGAUGUCAAUGAGAAAAGACUCCUCCAAUAACUUCCCCAUGGAUGUUGCUGCGAGGGACUCGCUAGCACUUGCGGAUGGGGAUGAUAAACAGGGCAAUAAAUACUUGUUUUCUCCAGACAAUGACAGUAUUGACGAUGCCUCGCCCGAAAAGAAUGUUGAAGAUCUCAAAAUCAAGUUCAUUAGUCCAGUUGGAAACGAUUCUCACUCAAUGAAUGAGGGCACGAAUUCAAUCAACGAAGGAGAUACCAAAGAUGAUGAUGAGCAUGGCGAGGAGCAAGGACUUGAUGAACUUUAUAGAGAGAAACACCAAAAUGAGCAUCAUCGGCGCAGCAUAACACCAAUUGUCUCCCCAUACAAGGCCGAAGAUAGCAGAUUAAACAACUUGGCCAAGCUGACGGAUGAAUCAUUACACGGCGAUCCUGUAAAUGUUGCUCUCAUGAAGCUCGAGGGCACAUUCGACUUUACGCAGGCCAAUAAAGAAAAACAAGACAUUGAUAUAGAAAAAUUAAGGCUUAGACGCUUGUCUGUUCUCGGUUCCAAAGAUAGAAACUCAUUUCUCAUUGAAAGAAGGCGGCAAGUGAAGAGUGAAAUACCAUUGACGCCCCACUCCAAAAACAUAAAUGGAAGAAGUGAUCGUAAAGCUACUGAAGCCCAAAUACGGGAACUUUUGAAAAGCUAUACCUUACAAGACAGCAGAUUGGAUGUCUCCAACGCGGACCAGCAUGUGCCUUUCAUUUUAAUGUAUGACUCGAAGUCCAUUGCCGAACAGUUGACGUUAGUGGAGAGGGAGAUUUUGAACGAAAUUGAUUGGAAAGAACUUCUUGAUUUGAAGGUAAGCCACAGUUUUCUCUCAGUGACAAGUUGGUUGCAGCUUCUGUUGCAAAAUGUGAAUCUUUCUGGUAUUGAUCUGGCAAUCGCGCGUUUCAAUCUUACAGUCGACUGGGUUAUUUCGGAGAUUGUUUUGACCACAGACAACAGGCUCAGGAGAAAUACUAUUCAGAGAUUCAUACAUGUGGCAGACCACUGCGGGAAAUUUCAAAACUACAACACUUUGAUGCAGAUAGUUUUGGCACUAAGCUCUUUGGUAGCUCAAAGCUUCAGAGAUGCUUGGAGGCUCAUUGAGCCUGGUGACGUUCUCAUAUGGGAGUCUUUGAAAAACAUUCCAUCAUUGGAGAAGAACUACCAAAAUAUUCGGGGUCUUCUCAACAGUAUCGAUCCAUUGAAGGGUUGUAUACCAUUUAUUGUGGUAUACUUGUCAGAUCUCACGCUGAACUCUGAAAAGAACAAUUGGAUUGUGAACAAUCAGGUCUUAAAUUACAGCAAGUUUCAGACAAACGUUCAAAUUGUCAAAAAUUUCAUCCAAAGGGCUCAGUGGUCCAAAUUCUACGACUUCAAGGCAAAUGAAGAGCUACUAAGCAAAUGUGUCUACAUUAGCUGUCUCUCUUCUGCUGAGAUUACGCGAUUGAGAGAGGCAUCACAGUAG